AGCAAGUUCUUGCUCAAGUCGGAGCGUUUGUGACAAAUAGGAGCCGUGAUCACACACAAUGUGUUUGGAGCAGCAGGACCAAGCGGACCGAAAGCCGAAGCUGGCUAUCACGGUGUUGGGCGCCACAGGGGAUUUGGCGAAGGUGGAGACGUUCCCAGCGCUGCUAGACCUCUUUGGCCACGGGAUGUUGGAGGACGCGGUCAUCGUGGGCUUCGCGCGCAAGGACAAGACCAGGAACGAGUUCCAUGACAUCGUUUCCGAAGCCAUGGAGAAUUCGCAUGUAUGCGAGGAGAUGCCCGAGCUCAAGGACAGCAUCCCAGGCUUCUUGGAGCGGGUCCACUACUUCAAGGGCAGCUAUGACAGUGACGAAUCUAUGGCAGAGCUCGAUUCCUUCCUGAAGGAGGAGGAGGGGAAGCUUCGCGAAGGCCCGACACUUCGGCUUUUCUACAUGGCGAUCCCCCCCUUUGUUUUUCCUGGUGCCGCUCAGGCCAUCAAGAGCAAGGCGAUGUCAGACAACACGCGGUUGAUUGUUGAGAAGCCCUUUGGCCAUGACUUGAGCUCAGCUACCGAUCUUCAGGAGAAGCUUGGGGCCCUGUUUGAGGAAGAUGCGAUCUACCGAAUGGAUCAUUUCCUGGGCUACGAGAUCAACCAGAGCAUCCUGGCAGUCCGGUUUGGCAAUGUCUUUCUGGAGCCCCUCAUGAAUCGUCACCACGUCGCAUCUGUGAGGAUCACCUUGAAAGAGGAUUUCGACCUUCAGGGCCGAGGUGGUUACUUCACAAAGUACGGCGUCAUCCGCGACAACGUGCAGAACCACUUGCUGCAAAUGCUUUGCUUGGUGGCAAUGGAGAACCCCAGCACCUCGGGUGCCUGUGCCGACCUUCGUGAUGCCAAGCUAGAAGUGCUGAAUGCAAUGGAGGUGCCGGAUGCCAAAGACAUGGUUCUUGGUCAGUACGAGGGCGCUGAUGGCAAGCCAGGCUACCUAGAAGACGAGUCCAUCCCUGAAGAGGAUCGUGAAGCUGCCAAGAGGACGGCCACCUUUGUCCAGAUGGUGGUUCGCAUCAACAAUGAGCGCUGGAAGGGAGUGAAUUUCAUCGUGAAGGCAGGAAAGGCUGUUGAGGAGUCGAAGUGCGAGAUCCGAGUUCAAUUUAAGGAGCCUGCACCGACCUGUGUUCUGAAAGACGUGGUGCCAAAGCGAGACGAGCUUGUGAUGCGAGUCUCCCCACACCAGGCCGUUUACAUGAGGAUGAAUGUGAAGUCUCCAGGCUUGUCAACGGAUCUCGUGCAGAGUGAGAUGGACUUGACAUACAGCAGAAAGUAUCCCGACAUCUACACCCCCUCUGCUUACACGCGCUUGAUUUUGGCUGCCAUCCAGGGCGACUCACAGAGCUUUGUUCGAGAUGACGAGAUGCUUCGUGCCUGGGAGCUGUUUACACCCCUGCUGGACAAGAUCGAGGCGGAGAAGAUGCAGCCCACGCUGUAUCCUCGUGGAAGCCGCGGUCCCCCGGAAGCAGAUGAAAUGCUAAGUCAGUACGGCUAUGUGAGGCCACAAGGCAAGUGGAGUCGUCCAGAUCGUCCUAAUUGUGCACACUCGCGGCUCAUGUCGAAGUGAAGAGCUUUCCCGCGUUGGAACAGAUAAACCCCACUGGGUUGCGCGGAGCUGAUGGCAAAUGAGCCUGAGGGUACAAUUGCUCAUCAGCUUUUUAUCAAGAUAGACUGCUACUUCAGCUCAGCCAAGAGUUGCAGCUGUCAGCAGUCUAUCUUGGAAUUCAACUGGUACAGCUUUUGCAAGCCAUCCAUUUUUGUAUUGCUCUGUCGCUUCUAUUGAGAUUUUCAUGGCACAAUCCUGUGUGCGG
Effrenium voratum is the source of this 1853-nucleotide messenger RNA. The record is from the annotation of a GenBank genome assembly. NCBI's taxonomy places the organism in Eukaryota, Dinophyceae, Suessiales, Symbiodiniaceae.